This is a messenger RNA of Drosophila erecta, 1124 nucleotides long. RefSeq names its product gamma-glutamylcyclotransferase. The transcript has 2 exons. Gene Ontology annotation, molecular function: gamma-glutamylcyclotransferase activity. NCBI's taxonomy places the organism in Eukaryota, Metazoa, Arthropoda, Insecta, Diptera, Drosophilidae. The record is from RefSeq and is a predicted model, not a curated record. The coding region runs from base 119 to 781 and encodes 220 amino acids.
ACGAGUCCGAAAAAUAAAUGCAGCUUUCAGUAGUCAAUCAAGCUCACGUCAGAUCGGUUCACUGACUAUACUUGAAAUCUAGACCCUAAAUAAAUCUAUACAUAUACGAGUAUACAGAAUGAAUCGAGAGUGCUUAAUCAGGGUUAUUAGCUGCCUUUUGGCAGCCCUCUCCCAAGUUAAUUGCCACAGCAUUAGUGGUUCAAAUGCCACCUUGAAUCUACCUGAGAUUCGGGGUGACAAGUUCCAGUACUUCGGCUUCGGAAGCAAUAUGCUGAUCCGGAGGAUCCACAUCCAGAAUCCAUCGGCCGUGAGAGUCGGACCAGCCCUGCUACCCGAUUUUCGAUUGGACUUCGCCUUGGAAUCAUCCCGUUGGAACGGUUCUGUGGCGACCAUCGUUCCCACCCAGGGUGAUCAUGUCUGGGGAACCCUCUGGGAGAUCGAUCUCACUAAUCUGCCGGACAUAGACGACCAAGAAGGCGUUAGUCUAGGCAUUUAUGAGCCUCGCACCGUCUACGUGAAGCUCCGUGGUGAAUCCGAACCAACUCCUGCCCGUGCUUAUCUACUGACCAAGCAGCCAACGAGCAAUCUCUACGAACUGCCAAAGGACUCCAUUCCCUUAUCCCGACAGCCCUCGAAGACAUAUCUCCAGUGCCUCGUAAAAGGCGCUAUCGAGAGCUCCGUCCCGGAGGAUUAUGUUCAACGAUUGAGGAGCAUCAAGCAUAAUGGACGAGCUAACUCCGAUAUGGAGCGAAAGUUGGACCUGGGGAGUGUAACCCUCUAACUUUUCAGAGCAUAAAAUAAAUGGGUUGAUUUUCAGUAUAAACACCCUUUAACAUAAAUUUGAUGGAUGGUGCCAUUUACAUUUUUAUCAAAUAUCUAAGAUUUCUCAAAACUUGUAUAAAUUCAGCCAAGUAAUACAAUACUAAUGAAACUAAACUCUUGUAACUUGAUUGAAAAGUUACUCCCAUAGCAUUUUCAUUUAUUAAGAAAUAUCUACAGAAUAACAAAAUUUUGGAAUGGAGUCAGUCUUUUCAUAUAUUGUAUUUUCAUUUUAAAGUUUUAUCAGCUCACAUUGCUUUGUAGGUAACUUACAAUUGUAAUGAGUAAUAAAACAAGAAAACGGA